AUGAGAAGGAAACUUUUAUCCUCAUGGAGUGCUUCCAUCAUGAACAGCAGCACUAAAAAUUCAUUAAAUUGCACCAACAACCUCUUCUCAACGUUCCUUAAAAAUGAGUGCACUGCUUCUCGGGGGAACAACACAUUCAUUCGUUCUUCGGCAGGCACUGGCUGUUGUUGUUGCCGAAGGUACUCGCGAAAGAAGGUUUUAAGCUCCGACGUCGAUGUUUCUGUACAUACCAAGAGCUACAUUUCGGAAAUAGUUGUGGAACAACAUGGAGCAAAAUUCAAUCGGAAAAACAAACAAGAGAAGCUGGUUCAAAGCUCGCAAGAACUUGUUCGUGCGCUUGAUAUUGAUACUCAAUUGAAAAAACUGUAUUGUAACGACGUGUUACCUUUUGAAGCAAUAACCAUGCUGCAUCAUCUUAGUGAAGAAGUCAAACAACAACUUGUUCUUACAAGCAUUACUGAGCCAACCGCUAAACUCUCCGAGAAGCUUGUUCUUUCUGACCAUCCAUUAACUUUGGUUGCAACGUUCAAGAAAUUAGCCUUGUUUUGGAUUUUGUCUAGAUCCAGUUUUUGCAUUGCUACCAAGAAGGACUUUCAAUUUUUGAUGACAACACCUACAACAAGCUCAGAAUGUGACAAAGCUUCCCAGUGGUCUUAUUUUGAUGAUAUUAUCACAAUUGAAGAAACUAUACAUGCUUGGUACGAAAUGAUUGCGUUUGAAAUGGAGAAGAGGGGAUCUUUGAGAGCCCGUAUUGUCGAGGGAUUGAACAAAAUAAUUGCUUCCCAGUUUUCAGAGAAGGCUGAGCGCAACGAUGAUACCAAGAAGCAACAUCCAUAUGUAACACACUUAAAAUCCAUUGAUGGCUAUGAUCGAUUUUGGGAGCGCUUUAACCCUUCUGUUCAACCUCAUGUUUGGAUGGAACAGGUACUUUCUGGCGAACUGUCUCUUAAAAGUUUUCUGAAAGAAAUGGAUAAGGGUUAUUUACACGAAAUGUGUCGAUUUUUUGGUAUCACGAUAGCAUUGAAAGAUGGAUCCCAGGGAGAGAGAAUUCGAGUGAUUUCUGAAUUCUUGCAAAAGGUGAUCUCGAUUAAUCGAAGUGACCUUUCAUAUAAGGAACAAGAAGAGCAAGCAAGAGAUGAAAUGAUCAAUCACGGGGUGUUCUGGACCUUGUUAAAACCAGUGGAAAAUUUACAUGUGAAAGAAAAUGUUUCCAAGCUGAAGGAACGCCAUCCCAAGGUCUUUCGCUUACUAUUCGUCAUGUACAAACAUAGGGACAUGAAAGACCAUACGAUUUACAAGUCACUCUUGAAAACAAAGAACAGCGAAAAAUUUGAUGAACUUCUCAAAAAGGCAGAACAAUUGUCGAGCCAAAAUAUGGAAGUCGAGCAAGAUGUAUUUGCGUUGGAAUUCGCAAAUAACUCAGAGAAGGUGCUGAAGCAAGUACUGACAUGUUAUUGUCAAAAUAUGGCAAAAACUUAUGGCCCCAAGGAGCGAGCCGAGAAUGAUUUUGAGAAUAUUGCCGUGCAAGAAGCUUUUUUACGAUUACAACCAUUGGACUUUUGUGGCUUUCCACUCUUGAACUGCUUCAUGAGAAUUACGAAUUGUGGGUCAUUGGCCAUUCUGAUUCGAAGUGAAAGUUCUUAUGUUUGGGAUGAUUCAUUGAAACAAUUAACCAAGCUGGCGAGGGAUCACAUUGUUCCUCAUUGUCUGAGUAAUGAUUUUCGAGUUGGGAAUUGUGCUCUCAUUCGACCCUUGGUGAACAGUCACAAGUCGUGGUAUCCUUCACAAUUCGUAAAAGAAUGCGGCACUCAGAAGGUUAAACAAGACCAAAUUUUGCAACAAUUCAGGAGGGUUUGGCAAAUGAUUAUGGAGGGUGAUAUUAAGCAAGUACCUGGUAUUUUGAAAAAGAAAGAUUCAGAAGCUCUUCGGUAUAUACUCGAUCAAAUCCCUCUCUUUCUGCCCAAUAAAUCUUCAAAUUGA
This is a messenger RNA of Naegleria lovaniensis, 1980 nucleotides long. RefSeq lists its product as uncharacterized. NCBI's taxonomy places the organism in Eukaryota, Heterolobosea, Eutetramitea, Acrasida, Naegleriidae. The transcript has a single exon. The record is from RefSeq and is a predicted model, not a curated record. The coding region runs from base 1 to 1980 and encodes 659 amino acids.